UAUAUCGAGCGGGCAGGCUCGGGAGACGCUCGGUGACCGCUGUCUGAGCAGAUCGUCGGUACUCAGCACUCGCCGCAACCGCUUCAGGAGCCCGCCUCAUCCAGCCAGCGGCAACAUGUUCAUUGGCAUCACCUCCAGUGGUGGCAACGUUAACUCGCACUACGAUUAUUUAAUUUGAACAACACAGAGAUCGCACUCGACUGCACAAGGUUUCAAUAAAUAUGGCUCUGGAUUUUGUAGCUGGAUGCAUCGGAGGUAGUGUUGGUAUUAUAGCGGGACAUCCGUUGGACACUUUGAAAGUACACAUACAAUCGGGCCGAGGAAGCGCUUGGGAAUGUACGAAGACGCUUUUGAAAGGCGGGACAUUGUCGACGGCGUACCGCGGCGUAUGGGCACCGCUGGGAGGAAUAGCAGCAGUAAACGCGAUAGUAUUCGGCGCAUAUGGGAACACGAGAAGAGCGCUACCCAACCCUGACUCACUAACAACGCACGCCGCAGCUGGUGCAUCAGCAGGCCUGAUGCAAAGUGUCAUUUGUGCACCAGUCGAACUAGUGAAGACACGACAGCAACUUGCUACAGCGGGUGAAGGUAUGCCCAAGGGGGCGUGGGCGGGUGCUAGAUAUAUCCUUCAAACGGGAGGUUUUAAAGCACUUUUCCGCGGCCUGAGCAUUACAGCGGUUCGCGACAGUCCCGCGUUUGCUAUUUAUUUCACAUCUUACGAGGUGAUGACUAGAGGGAACCAGUCCGCCUUGAGAGUUUUUACAGCGGGGGGCGUGGCCGGCGCCCUCUCGUGGGUUUUAUUGUAUCCGAUUGACGUCGUAAAAUCCCGUAUACAAGGUGAUGCGAUCGGAAGAUACGUGGGCGCUUGGGACUGUUUUUUGAAGUCGAUACAGAGUGAAGGUUGGCGCUGCAUGGGACGCGGCCUCGGAGCGGUCACUUUGCGGGCUUUCGUGAGUAACGGUGCCUGUUUCUCUGCUGUGGUGUGGACAGAGAGGGCGUGGCAACACUUCACAUCGGACAAGGCUGUCAAGAAGUUGGUACAGGCCGCGGCGAUCAGUGACGCGGUGCUGCACGAGCCCGACUACAUCUGUGAUAUGUGAACACUCUGAAAGUUGAUAACGAACUUAAAGUUGUUAUAUUAACUGCCAUUUUAUAUUACCGAAUUAUUUGUUUGUUAAUACAGUCGUAUCGUUUUAAAGUAAA
Molecule: messenger RNA, 1203 nt
Organism: Papilio polytes (common Mormon)
Lineage: Eukaryota; Metazoa; Arthropoda; Insecta; Lepidoptera; Papilionidae
Product: mitochondrial basic amino acids transporter-like
Exons: 3
Coding region: 222-1100 (292 amino acids)
Biological process (GO): mitochondrial L-ornithine transmembrane transport
Cellular component (GO): mitochondrion
Molecular function (GO): high-affinity L-arginine transmembrane transporter activity
Source: RefSeq, a predicted model, not a curated record